UAAAAAAUACAACCAAAAACACCAUCCGACAAUACUUAUCCCCUUUUUUAAUCAUAAAAAAUUCUUCUUCAACUAAAACAACAACUGGCUAGCUAGCGUAUUGAAUGCGCCUGUGACCAAAAAGUCAUCAACGCGACCUGUUCGUUACAUUUGCAGCAGCAGCAGCAGCAGACUCAAUUCUCAAAAUUUCAAUCGUAGAGAGAGAAACCUAGAGAGAGAGUGAAUAACUGGUGAUGCCAAUCGGCGACGAUAAACCUCCGGUUGACGGCGGCCGGAAAGUUUGGGGAUUAUUCAAGUCACCGUUUCGAAACAAAACUAGUUACAGUAAUACUACUACUGUUGAAGGAUCCAACGCUCAGAAUAAUAAUAAAAGCGCAAGUUAUGGAGUUUCGUCGCUGAUUAGAUCUCUGAUUCCGAUGCGACGUCGUUUACGCCUUGAUCCGCGGUCUAAACUCUACUUUCCGUAUGAACCUGGUAAGCAAGUCCAAAGCGCUAUUAAGAUAAAGAACACUAGCAAGUCUCAUGUGGCUUUUAAGUUUCAAACAACUGCACCUAAAAGCUGUUUCAUGCGUCCUCCGGGUGCUAUUCUGACUCCUGGCGAGAGUAUUAUUGCAACUGUUUUCAAGUUUGUGGAACCUCCGGAAAACAAUGAAAAACCGAUAGACCGAAAGAGAAAAGUUAAAUUUAAAAUCAUGAGUCUGAAAGUGAAAGGAAUGAUGGACUAUGUACCCGAGCUAUUUGAUGAGCAAAAAGAUCUAGUAACUGUUGAGCAGAUACUGCAAGUUGUUUUCCUAGACGUGGCACGUCCAAGCCCGGCACUGGAGAAAUUGAAGCGCCAGAUAGCCGAGGCUGAGGCCGCCGUUGAAACCCGCAAGAAACCUCCGGAAGACACCGGGCCAAAGAUUGUUGGUGAUGGACUUGUCAUAGAUGAAUGGAAAGAGCGACGGGAGAGAUACCUGGCUCGACAACAAGUUGAAGGAGACGACUCGGUAUAAUAAUGAAAUAUUUCUUUUUUCUAAAAUGUACAAUGAUGUGGAUUCUGUUUAUGUUGUUUCUCAUUGUAAAAAGCUUUCCAUUGUUGAAUCUGUAAGAUGAGAGGUAGAUUACUACACGUAUAUAACUACGCCGGUUGGUGGUUACAUGUAGGAGGUACAAGUCAAAACAACGUAAAGUACUGUUUGGACUUGCACCCGACGGUUCCAUCAACAGGUAGAAGAACCAUAAUUCUCUUGUGUGAUUGGCAAUCUGUAUGUUUUGUAUGUUAUAAGAGUUAUCUUAGCAUAUGGUUCAUGGAGCCGUAUGAAACGAAUUCUCAA
Messenger RNA from Helianthus annuus (common sunflower), 1316 nucleotides. Its product is annotated as vesicle-associated protein 4-2. The transcript has 7 exons. Gene Ontology annotation, cellular component: plasma membrane; endoplasmic reticulum membrane. NCBI's taxonomy places the organism in Eukaryota, Viridiplantae, Streptophyta, Magnoliopsida, Asterales, Asteraceae. Gene Ontology annotation, biological process: endoplasmic reticulum membrane organization. The coding region runs from base 234 to 995 and encodes 253 amino acids. The record is from RefSeq and is a predicted model, not a curated record.